Molecule: messenger RNA, 468 nt
Organism: Prunus armeniaca (apricot)
Lineage: Eukaryota; Viridiplantae; Streptophyta; Magnoliopsida; Rosales; Rosaceae
Source: the annotation of a GenBank genome assembly
AUGCAGGAACCAAGGAAACCACAUCUUGAUGCUGUCUAUCAUCUUUUGCGAUACUUAAAAGCAGCACCGGGACAAGUGAUGCAGACUGGGCUCGGUGUUCUAUCACGAGGCGAUCCGUUACUGGUUAUUGCAUUUUUCUUGGAGGAGCUCUUAUUUCAUGGAGGACUAAGAAGCAAACUACUGUAUCAAGGUCCUCUGCCAAAUCAGAAUAUCGAGCUAUGGCCUCCAUCACAUGUGAUUCAAGCGGCACUUCAUAUCGCAGCAAAUCCGGUUUACCACGAACGAACCAAGCACAUUGAGAUCAAUUGCCAUGUUGUUCGAGAAUGGAUUCAAUCAGGAGCAAUCGUGACAGCUCAUGUGCCCUCAGCAUGUCAACUUGCCGACAUGUUCACCAAGCCACUCGGUCAACCGACGUUUCGUUCCCUACUUGGCAAGUUCCGCGUUCUUGAUAUACACGCUCCAGCUUGA